GGCAGGCCAGUGUGUCAGCGCUGGGCACCCACCAUGCCCACCCCUUCCUUCAAGCUCCCCAAGAGUCACAGGCAAGGGUGGGGGAGGGAGAGCAAAGGGAUGGGCCUCAAGGCUGGUAGGGCAGUCCCCCAGGCACCCUGACACAUGCCCUCUCCCUGGGGUGUGACGUGGCACAGCGGCCGGUGCUGUCCCCCAUCCCCCCCCAACUGGCCCUCAGAGGCGCCGGAGCUGUACCUUCACAUUUUCCACUGAAGUGGUGCCAACCCCAGAACCUCCCCCCUGGAUUCCUUGGCCAGGACUCUGGGCAGCCACAGACAAGGGUGACCUCAUCGCCCAUGGGCUCCCUCCCCUGGUGGGGACCUUAGGCAAAAAUGGGUAGCCGCAAGCAGGGACGCAACAAAGACCCUGCCAAGCCAGUCCAAGGGGAGGUAGGAGCCACUGUGUCGUGCCCGGCAGGCACUCGACCCCCCAGCCCUCCCUGAUCCUGCCCCCCACCCUAGAGCUGCCACAUUCCUGGACACACAUUCCUGGUCGAGGCCCCUGCCAGCCACCACCCUCCCUCCGCCCAGCGCAGAGACUGCUGCCCAGGCGGCCACUUCCUGAACGGUGGCCACAGGGGGAGGGGCCCCGAGGCGGCCGAGCGCAGCAGGGAGCUGAGGGCCCCUCGCAGGAGUGCAGGACCCCCUGGCGCUGCCCCUCUGCACCUGCCCGCCCCAGCCCUGCCAACUCUCGCCCUCCCAGCAAGCCCGCCCUUCAGGCACGCCCCCUGCGCCCAGGCCCUUCCUUCUCCGCUCGGGGUGGGGGGCCUGAUUCCCGUCCACGCGGCCACCCCCAAACCACAGACCCCAGAGCCUGCAGCGAGGAGACGGGGAGGGUCUCCGAGGCAGAGGGCACAGCCUGUGUGGGACCCGGAGCGUGUAGCCGCCGCGGGGAGGCUGUGCCCCCUGGGCCCCCAUGCACAGGCGGGGGUCGGGGGCAGCCUUGGGCGGGGGGUGAGCCCCAGCGUGCUCUGCGCCCCCUCCGCACCCCGCCUGGCACGAGUGUGCAGAGGAGCGAGGCCAGACAAACAGGGUGUGGCCAGGCACCGGGGCCAGGGUAUCUGAGUUAAGCGGCGGCAGCAGGAGGAGAGGACCUGCCUGGGUCGCGCCCGCCUGACCCUCCGCUCGGCGCUCCGGCGGGGGCCGGAGGGGGCUGCGGGGCCGGCACCCCCCCAGGGCCUGCCCCCCCAGCCCGGGCCGCGAGAUGCCUCGGGCCCCUUCGUCGUGGCGUGAGGCGGCAGAGGGACGAGGGCCCCUGCUCCCUGCGGCCUCCGGGGGCCGGGAGGCGGGGAGGAGGGCGGGCCGGCGCGGGGGAGGGGCCGCCGCCACUAUAAAGGCCCGGCCCGCGGCCCCGCUCCAGCCCGGGACGCACACGUGCGCGCGGCGCCGCAGCCGCCACCGCUGGCCACCGAGACCCGCGCCUCCCCGGCCCCGGACGGCCGCGCGGCCGGCGACAUGCACGGCGCGAGGCGGAGCUGACGGCGGGCGCCGUGUCCCUCGCCAUGCUGCACUCGGCGCCGCCGGGCCGCUACCUGUACCCCGAGGUGAGCGCGCUGUCGGAGGACGAGGACCGCGGCAGCGAGAGCUCCGGCUCGGACGAGAAGCCCUGCCGCGUGCACGCCGCGCGCUGCGGCCUCCAGGGCGCCCGGAGGCGGGCCGGGGGCAGGCGGGCGGGGGGCGGCGCCGCGGGGCCCGGGGGGCGGCCGGGCAGGGAGCCCCGGCAGCGGCACACAGCCAACGCGCGCGAGCGGGACCGCACCAACAGCGUGAACACGGCCUUCACGGCGCUGCGCACGCUCAUCCCCACGGAGCCCGCGGACCGCAAGCUCUCCAAGAUCGAGACGCUGCGCCUGGCGUCCAGCUACAUCUCGCACCUGGGCAACGUGCUGCUGGUGGGCGAGGCCUGCGGCGACGGGCAGCCGUGCCACUCCGGGCCCUUCUUCCACACCGCGCGCCCCGGCAGCCCCCCGCCGCCACCCCCCGCCCGCGACGGUGAGAACGCGCAGCCCAAACAGAUCUGUACCUUCUGCCUCAGCAACCAGAGAAAGUUGCCGUGCAGCAGUGUACUCUCCUCCCCAAACUGCAUGGGGAAGCCGGGAGCAAGGACCGAGACAGAAAGACGACGAUUCGGAGUUAGAGGCGACGCCGCCGGGCUACCCACAGAGCCCCCACGGACCUGACUGGGGCACAGGCCUCCUGGGAGAGCGCCCACCCGGCCGGCCCCGCCUCUGGUGACGGGGGGCCAGCGGACAGACAAGCGGCGACAGGACUCUGCACUGGCCCAACGGGCCGGGCCCACUGGAACCUUCUGUGCUGGCUUCCUACCUGGGGUUUCUUCUGGUCACUACGUGCUGGUACCUUGUGUCUUUGAUAUGAUAAUAUAAAGCCUGGAAACUUUGUAUAAUUAAAAACAAAACAGUAUCGUCCAAGCGUGGAGCACACUGUCCUCUUGAGCGGUUCAGGACCCGGCCUGAGCCCAGCAGCCCCUGGGGCGGGCUCUCCCGGCUGUGUCCUCCCAUCUCGGGGCCUCCUGCGGCACCAGCUCUCAGGGAAGCCUCUGCCCUCCAGGGCCUAGGCCACCCCUCCCAGGCCUGAGGCAGAGUGACGCACCUCCCGGACUGGGGGCUGAAGGAGACCAGUGAGGGACAGGAGGGCAAAGGAAGGACAGAGGAAGGCCCUUGCCACACAGCAAGGGAUGGAGCAGUCUGGCCUCCACCCCAGAGGCCCGCGUGGCACCCAGGCAUCCCUGAAGGGGCGAGGAGGGCAGAGCAUGCAGCACCAUCAUGCCAAGCCUCGGGGCCUCAGUGUUUGUGCAGAGACCCAAGAAGUGGAAACCCUGGGGGAGGCUGAGUGAGGGGCCCGGCCUGGCACAGCAAGUUUCCAAGCUUGGUGGGCCUAAGGGUGCAGGCCACACGGAAGCCCCCCACAUGCACCCCUGGGUGCCCAUUCUGGGCCCCCAAACAGGGCUCUGGGUCUCACCUCCACCGAGGUGCCCUGGCUCCCCCACCCCUUCGAGCUGGAAGACAGGACCUACCUGCCCCCUGCCGCCCCCCUGCACUCAGCCCCUUGCAGCACCGC
Molecule: messenger RNA, 3116 nt
Organism: Nyctereutes procyonoides (raccoon dog)
Lineage: Eukaryota; Metazoa; Chordata; Mammalia; Carnivora; Canidae
Gene: SCX
Product: scleraxis bHLH transcription factor
Exons: 3
Coding region: 1541-2218 (225 amino acids)
Biological process (GO): developmental process; regulation of transcription by RNA polymerase II
Molecular function (GO): DNA-binding transcription factor activity, RNA polymerase II-specific; protein dimerization activity; RNA polymerase II transcription regulatory region sequence-specific DNA binding
Source: RefSeq, a predicted model, not a curated record